AUGGGAAACGGGAAUACUAAACCUCCCCUGGGGCCCGCGGAGUUUGGACCGGAGGCCGAAGAGCUUGCAAAAGGGAGGCGGUGGAUGCAAAAGGCUGGGGACGGAGUGGACCAGACGAUCACGGCCACAGGGCGGCAGACAUCGUCAACCGCACCGACACCGGCCACGACAACGUCGACAACAACAAUAACGAGACAGGACACGAAGAAGGAGCGAAGGAGGAGCGUUUCACGUACUUGGACGGAAGCUUCCCGCCAAGGCCAGGAGGACAAGGCAAAGGAAGCGACAACGAGAUCGGGUUCCAAGACCCACAGAUAUCGUCGACAACGACGACGGCUUGCCCGAGGACUCAGAGCAGCAAUGCCAAAGGGACUUGGUGCGGCCAUCGCCGGCUGUGGCCGACUCGUCUAUCGAGCCCGUCGGAGAUCGAGAAUGGAGGCAGGCAGCGCCGGCGUGGCGGCGACAACGACCGAGAGCGGGGGAGGAGCGGCCUUCGGACGGGCAUCGAGCGAAGGACUUCGUGUCCGGCAGCCGGGGGGACGACGAGCAGGAAUGCGGGCAGUGCGCGGAGGCGGCGGCGGCGGCGGCGGCGGGACCUUGCCCUCUUCAACAGCAGACGGCGACCGAGUACCGGUGCACGGGGGGGCUUCUACCGCCUCGUCGACGUCUCCUCCUCCGCAGCUGCAGCUCCCGGUGGCCUCCGCGGAAGAUACGACGUGCUUCGACCUCGCGGAGAGCCGGAGCGUCUCCAGCGCCAACAGCGCCGGCGUGGUCCAGGAGCAGCUGUCGGUGUGUUCCUCCUUGCCGCCCAUGGGUGGCACGGGGAACGGGACGGGGGGCGCGGGGGGGGGCGCCGCGACGGCGACGGACCUGAUCUUCGAGGAGUCCUCCUUCGAAGACAGCGUCGCCUCCGUGUCGCAGGCCUCGUCGGCGGAGAGGUGCGGCAUCGAGGCGCUCGGUAGCGGCAGCGACGCGAACGGCGAGGGCGGCGGCGGACGCGGCGGCGGUGGUGGCAUCGGAGUGCGAGGAGGGAAACGAGGGAGAGGAGGCCCCGCUCCGCGACAACGCAGCCGUUCGUCUUCUGAUGAGUUUGUGCGGACCAGGUCUGUCGGGCGUGGCUUGUCUAACCUUAUGGCGCGGAUCCACGAGCAGGAUGAGUUCGGGGGGAGCACGCUGGAGUCCCAAUGGAAACCCCGUCCGCGUGACCUAGACUCGAGGUCGGGCACGGGAGAGGUCUUCCGGGUGCAAGAGCUGUCGGACUGUGACGAGGAUGGGCUAGAAUCCGUGUUGACGACCUCCUCACCACCGGCGGUAACGGUGGCGGCGGCCGCCACCGUCGCGGCCGCAAACAUGGGGCAUCAACGGGCUUCCCUGGAGCUGCGGAACUUGGCACUUGAGCGCGAGGUAGAGCAGCUCAAGACCUACCUCCGAAGCAUGGGAGGCGAUGACGUCAUCAACACCGACCGUCAUCUCCACGGCGUGCGCCCCAGGCCUCGGCCACACCAACAACAACGCGUCGGCGAGCAGGUGCUUCUGCACCAUUCGGCCGCACCCCCUCCCGUCUCAGACCCCCCUCCUUCAAUCACUCACCGGAGCGGCGGCGGCAGCGGCAGAAACGGAGGUAGCAGCUGGAGAAGCGGCGGCGGCGGUGGUGAUGUGACCGCACGAGGCAAGGCCGACGACGUCGGGCGAGCGAGAAGAUGGUCGGACAAAUGGAGAGGAGGCGGGGCGCCGGACCCCUCAGCCGUCGUAGUACAUGCCGGCAUGCACUCUCCGCGCGCGGCGGGCGAGCCGGACAGCGGUGCUGCUACCGCGCAAGACGAGACCACCGUCGUCGUACACGCGCAACAACAGCCCGCUCCUUCCCCUCCGCGAAAGCGCGGCGGCGGUGGCGGCGGCGGCCACCGGGCGUCGGCCGCGGCGGCAACAGCGGAGUCCCCGGCCACUUCCUCUCCCGUGAGAAAGCUCCGAUCGGACAGGCUGCGCUCGCCGGUUUGCGCCGCUGGUGCCUCGGUGGCCCAAGCGCCACCCCAGCAAGGGGGUGUGGGCACCGACACCGUGCCGUUGCUGGAGGCGACGGGGGUCGGCGCUCUCGACGGGUUUGGGGGAACGAGCAAGAGCGACCACCGGGAUGAGGAGGAGAAACCUGUCCUUGGGGAUUCCAGGCAAACGCCAAGACACGAUUUGUCCGGCGAGGUCGGCGAAAGUCGGCCGUUGCCUCGGCUGCGGGUGGAGGAGGCGGAGCGGCGGCGGGGCGUGCCGGGAAAGGCACGACCAGCCAAGAAGCCGAUGAAUCUGGGGGGCAUGGUGUCGGGGAUGAAGCACACGCUUCUAUCCCGAAGACGAAGCGCGGGGGACAAAGUCACGCCACUUGUCGUCCCAGCUGGCACCCGCGCCUCCCCUGCACCCACACCCGCCGCUAGCGGGGGUGGCGGCGGCGGCAGCAGCGGCGGCGGCAAGGGAAAGGAAGUCACCUUUGCGGCGGCCGAUCCCGACGCACACGACUCUGCCACUGCCGACGACAAACACGAGACGACAAACACAGAGCAAACAGCGGGCAAGACAAAGCAACGCGGCUCUCACCGUCGAGCACGGGGAGGAGAGAGAGGCUCGGCGGUCUCCUCCUCCUCUCCCGUGCCCCCACAAACGGCAUCGACCGCAACCGGCACCACAACGACCAUGGCAAAAGAGCGCCAACGGGGACCGGGGGUGUUCGGAGGACCAACUCGAGGAGGGCGAGGGGGGGGGGCAGGGGAGGGAACCCCGGCAUCAGGAGCAUGCGCAAAACAAGCGCUCACCGAAGGCAUCUCAUCAGCGACAACGGCCACGCUGCCGUUUGAGCAUCUGCCCACCGAAGCUUCUGGAGAACAAGGGGUUGAAACAGUUACGGAAGGGGUUGCUGGGACGUCGGCACCCGCAGCGGCUACGGCGGUAGUGGCGGCAGUAGAGGCGGGAGCAGCGGCCGCGGACGAAGCGGAAGACAUCGCCGAGAAUAGCAUGCCCGUUUACGGACGGUGGCCGGCGACCCUCGAUGCGAGAUGGGCGGAGGUUGAGUUCAUGCUGUGCCACGAGGUGGAUUGCGAGGAGAGCCUGCAGUACACUAUCGAGGCGACAGAGGCGGGGUUAGUCUUCAUGGACAAGCUGGAAGAGAAAGCACAGGAGUUGGGCGUGCUCAAGGGCCAGCUAAGCCGCUGGCUACUCCCCUUUAACGCCGAUACGUCCGUGGAGGAACAGCAAGCCGCCACCCCGCGACGGUUCCAGGAAUCUUUGCUCGCGUCGUCGGCGACCUCCGGCACCGCGGGCAGCGUUGGCGGUGGCGGCAAUAGCGGCGCUAGUAGCGGUGGCGACGGCGGAGGCAGAGGUAGCGGCAGCGGUGGUUUGACCGAGGAGGAGGCGGAGUAUCUUACAGACGGGGCGCGUAGAGUUCGGCAGCUGGUGAGGAAGGGGAUUGGGGCAGACUGUUAA
This is a messenger RNA of Ectocarpus siliculosus, 3465 nucleotides long. NCBI's taxonomy places the organism in Eukaryota, Phaeophyceae, Ectocarpales, Ectocarpaceae. The record is from the annotation of a GenBank genome assembly.